Kwoniella botswanensis is the source of this 1350-nucleotide messenger RNA. RefSeq lists its product as uncharacterized. Bases 1 to 1350 code for a protein of 449 amino acids. The record is from RefSeq and is a predicted model, not a curated record. NCBI's taxonomy places the organism in Eukaryota, Fungi, Basidiomycota, Tremellomycetes, Tremellales, Cryptococcaceae. The transcript is spliced from 4 exons.
AUGCCGAGGAAGAAAAGUCAAGCCAAGAAAGUUGGAGUAACCGACGGGUUGGUGAACCUACUCUCCGACCCCUGCGUAAUCAACGUCGGAUCAUCAGUAGGCAAUCUUACCUCCAGGACAUCUGCUAUUGGCGCACUUCCACGAACAAUAACACCGAACAUUCACAAAAUUGGACGAGAUACUCGAGCUACCACCAAUAAAUAUACGACGUCAAAAGCACCCCUUAAAUGGACGUUGAGAAGGAGAUCGGAGGGAACCGAGACAGUAGAAGCAAAAGAACUGGAAAGCAUCCAGCUGACCAAGAGGUAUACUCCGAAACCUGCAAGCUUCGAAAGCUUAAGGAUCAUGGAUUGGUCUCGAAUCAGCCAAUGUUGGGAUCACAAUUCCGAAGAAUGCUGGUAUCACAAACAGAUCAACUGUACCAAUUAUCGCAAAACAACCCACUUCGCUAAUCCGAUACGAUACCCCCGGGCACUCGGACGAGGACUUGAAAUAGGUUCAUGUAAGGAUUGCAAGAAGGAUGGAUGUCCUUGUUCGGUCUCAAGCGAGAAUGAUAGAUUCUAUGGUCUAUCUUACAGCUUGGACAAUCCCCCUGUCAUUCAUCGAAUUGAUACCUCCCAAGGAAAGUUAGUAGAAGGCAAAGUCGAUAUGAGGGUAUUGUUAGAAGAUAGCAAUGGAGACGAAGGGAAAGACAAAAAGGAAAACAGAGAAGAAGGAGGAAGAUCCGUCACUCCUCGAGUGGCUAAUACCACCUUGAAACAUGGAUCGAAACGACAAAGACCUUUGGAUUCAGACUCGGAUCCAGAGGAAAGUAACCGAUCUCACGCUGGCGGCUCAAGGAGUGGUCAAUUGAACCGUGUGAGACGUCGCAUCAUCGUUUCACCGAAAGACAAUUCCGAAAUAAUCAUUCAUUCAGGCAACCACCACGAUGAUCAGGAUCCCAGUUCGACUUUACGAAGCUCGGCCUCCUUGAUCAGCGAUUGUGCUCUUCCAUUACAUCCACUGCGCAGGAUGAUCGCCCUGACAUGCCAUCGUCGACCUCUACAAAUCCUUCUACCUCCACCAGGACUCUUGCCGGUGACGAGCCAAACCGCUCGAACUUUGCAUCAGUUGAUGUACACCCCAAUACGACAUCACGUUCCUACUGCAGCCCAGUUACAGGUAACUCGACUGAAAAACAAACUUAGAGAUCAGGGCGAGCGACUUGACAAGAUGAUGAAAGACAAUGAGGUUAUCAUGGCCAAAUUAGGCCAGGUGUUUAUGGAAAGAGAUGAAGCGGUUAGAGAAAGGAACGAGUUGGCUAAAGAAGUAGAUAGAUUGAGAGAAAUCUUAGGGGAUACAAAGGGGUAG